ACGAGACCGUUGGGUGGUGGGAGGAGCCAGUGGCUGGGGAGGUUCUAGUCUGUUCUUCCUCGCUGCAGCCGCCCCCUUCUACGCGAUCGCGCUGAGCUACUAGUGUCCCGGCCUGGAAUCGGGCUGCUGCGUCCUCAGCCGCGUCGUCUGCCUCCUGACCAUGGACCCCCGCAAAGUGAACGAGCUUCGGGCCUUCGUGAAAUUGUGUAAGGAGGACCCGAGCGUUCUGCACAGCGAGGACAUGCGCUUCUUGAGGGAGUGGGUGGAGAGCAUGGGGGGUAAAGUACCACCUGCUGCUCAGAAAACUAAAGAAGAAAACAUCAAGGAAGAAAAUACGGAUAGUAAGAAGGCAGAAGAAAACAUAAAGACAGAGGAACCAUCAAGUGAGGAGAGUGAUCUAGAAAUUGAUAAUGAAGGUGUGAUUGAACCAGACACUGAUGCCCCUCAAGAAAUGGGAGAUGAAAAUGCAGAGGUAAGUUCAAUUGAGAAGAUUGAACGUGAAGAUUCUUACCUGUUGCAAUAUUUAUAUAAUACGAUUCUUUUAGGAAGAAAGCACAUAGUGAAUCUUUCUUGGACUGUUCUCUGUAACUUUUGUUCUACUUUAGGUGAGCUACAGAAAGCCAUCAACUUGUUCACAGAUGCCAUCAAGCUGAAUCCUCGGUUGGCCAUUUUGUAUGCCAAGAGAGCCAGUGUCUUCAUCAAAUUACAGAAGCCAAAUGCUGCCAUCCGAGACUGUGACAGAGCCAUUGAAAUAAAUCCUGAUUCAGCUCAGCCUUACAAGUGGAGAGGGAAAGCACACAGACUUCUGGGCCAUUGGGAAGAAGCAGCCCAUGAUCUUGCCCUUGCCUGUAAACUGGAUUAUGACGAUGAUGUUUGUGCUAUGCUGAAGGAAGUUCAACCUAGGGCCCAGAAAAUUGCAGAACAUCGGAGAAAGUAUGAGAGAAAACGUGAAGAGCGGGAGAUCAAAGAAAGAAUAGAAAGGGUUAAGAAGGCUCGAGAAGAACAUGAGAAAGCCCAAAGGGAGGAAGAAGCCAGACGACAAUCAGGAGCUCAGUAUGGCUCUUUUCCAGGUAUGUUUAAAGCAAAAUUUAAAGCUCUUAGUGUUGUAAAUAAUUGUGAUAUACAGUAGAACCUCCAUAGUUGACCUCCUCCUUACA
This is a messenger RNA of Otolemur garnettii (small-eared galago), 1157 nucleotides long. It is a transcript of the gene ST13, whose product is annotated as ST13, Hsp70 interacting protein. The record is from RefSeq and is a predicted model, not a curated record. Bases 161 to 1129 code for a protein of 322 amino acids. The transcript is spliced from 9 exons. Lineage: Eukaryota; Metazoa; Chordata; Mammalia; Primates; Galagidae. Gene Ontology annotation, molecular function: Hsp70 protein binding; protein dimerization activity.